Messenger RNA from Bufo bufo (common toad), 2648 nucleotides. RefSeq names its product ubiquitin specific peptidase 21 (gene USP21). Bases 181 to 1962 code for a protein of 593 amino acids. Gene Ontology annotation, cellular component: cytoplasm. Lineage: Eukaryota; Metazoa; Chordata; Amphibia; Anura; Bufonidae. Gene Ontology annotation, molecular function: cysteine-type deubiquitinase activity. The transcript has 14 exons. The record is from RefSeq and is a predicted model, not a curated record. Gene Ontology annotation, biological process: protein deubiquitination.
UUGUAAAUAAUGGGCGUGGCUAAGAGGAGAUCGACGAAUGCGCAGGAGGGAAAACGGGAAGAUGGCGGAGGAUGCUGCGGUUGCUAUGAAGCUGUGGCUAGGAAGGCCGUGAUUCCUGCUCUGCCUGGCCGCGACUUCAGGUGGCAGAGAUGUGAGUGACGCCGGGACCUGCUGCCAACAAUGAGGGCGCCCCUCUCCACCAGAUUGGCAAUGCCACAAGUUCAUGAGUCCAAAUUUGCGCGAAGUCGCGCCUCCCCCGCCGUCAGCUCGCCGAGCGGUGUGUCGGGCAGGGUGGUCACCUCGCUGAGGACGGUCAGCCAGGAACGCUCCGCCUACUCCAGCACGCUCUUCACCAAUGGCAGCAGCUCCGGUCAGAAACUGCGCCCCCUGCCCCCUCCCCCCAUCCUGGAGGAGAAGUGUAAGCCGGAGCGCGGGCGCAGCACCCAGCGGGGGGCCGACCCCAUCAGUAAGAGGGGGCCGAUGAAGGCCAAUCACAUGAUCAAAGUCACCAGCCCGGCUGCCAUUAAACCCACCACCCAGGCCCCUCCCACUGCGCCCGGGCGGCUGUCCCGCUCCAAGUCAGUCAGUCACGUGGACCUGAGUUCAUCCAGGGGCAAGAUGGAGGACGGCAGCGGCGGACAGACCGGGACGGCGGGCAGGGAGAGGAGCGCGUCCUCAGGCCGGAAACCGCCACUGGACAUCGCCGCGCUGAAGAGGAGCAGCUCACUACAGAGGGUCAACGUCCUGCCCAGCCUCGACCUGCCCCCCAAAAAGAACAGUGCCCCCCGAGGCGAGGCCAGGAGAUCCCUGCAGGGAAGCCCCCCACUCGACAGCGACCCCCCAAAGACCACCGGAGGCAAGACCCAAGAAAAGCUGCUGACCUCUCCGCCCCCUCCCGUCCUCGGCUCGGGACACGUGGGACUGCGCAACCUCGGCAACACGUGUUUCCUGAACGCUGUGCUCCAGUGUCUGAGCAGCACCAAACCUCUGCGCGACUACGUCCUGCGCCGCGAAUAUCGCCAGGAGCAGCCGCUGAGCAGCAGGACGCCACAGGAGCUCACUGAGGCCUUCGCCGAUGUCCUCAACUCAUUAUGGAGCCCGACGGCCCCGGACGUCACGAACCCGACACGCCUGAGAGCCGUCUUCCAGAAAUACGUCCCAUCAUUUACAGGGUACAGUCAGCAGGACGCUCAGGAAUUUCUCAAGUUCUUCAUGGACAGAAUUCACACAGAAAUCAACAGGAAAAGUAAGAAAACUCCCAGCAUCCUCUCCGAUGCCAAGCGCCCGGUGUCUGUGGAGUCCCAGGACGCUCUCAGUGACGAUGAACGAGCCAAUCAGAUGUGGAAGAAGUACCUGGAGCGGGAGGACAGCAAGGUUGUCGAUCUCUUUGUGGGCCAGUUGAAGAGCUGCCUUAAGUGCCAGUCCUGUGGUUACCGCUCGCCUACAUUUGAGGUCUUCUGUGACCUGUCCCUCCCCAUCCCCAAGAAAGGCUUCAGCGGGGGUAAGGUCUCCCUCCUCGACUGCUUUGGCCUCUUCACCAAGGAGGAGGAGCUGAAUUCCGAGAACGCCCCGAUCUGUGACCGCUGCCGGCAGAGGACCAAGAGCACCAAGAAACUCACCAUCCAGCGCUUUCCCCGCAUCCUCGUCCUACACCUGAACAGAUUCUCCACUACUCGUUUCUCUAUAAAGAAGUGUUCGAUGUCUGUGGAUUUCCCUCUUCACCGGCUCAACCUCAAGGAGUUCGCCAGCGAGAAAGCCGGGAGCCCUGUGUACAACCUUUACGCCCUGUGCAACCAUUCUGGCAGCGUGCACUAUGGGCACUACACCGCCUACUGUAAGGACCAGUCCGGGUGGUUCUCCUACAACGACUCCUGGGUGAGUCCCAUCAACGAGAGUCAGCUUCAGUCCAGCGAGGCCUACGUCCUCUUCUACAAGCUCGAGGAUUCGGGCCUGAAGAAGUGAUGCCGCUCCGCGGGGGAGGGGCUUCUGUAGCUACUGAAGGAUCAAGCAGCCAAUGGGGUUUGUCUACGGCUCGUCUGGAGCAUCACGUGAUAGAAGCAAUAGAGACUCCGAUAUGGACUGAACUCCGGACUGUUUCUUUAAGACGACGGCUCGGUCCGUGCCAUCAGGUCAGGGCUUGUUAUCGCUGUGGAACCACAAGUCCCACCCGUCGGGGGGACAACUUUACUGUUUACUAGGAUUGGGCCCAAUGUAGAGAAACUGAGAAUCUCUGCACCAUUAAAUCCAAUAUGGCCGACGCUUCCCCAGCUUCACCGGAACGGCAAAUCAUGUUCCUGGGAAAGCUGGAUCACAGUCAAUGUGUCCGCCACCAGCAGCUGUCAUCCAGCUUUCCCAGCAACAGAUAUAUAUAGGACAAAAGAAGGACUGAUAUUUACUGGGAGGACUAGGAUGGCUGAGGCGCCUGGAAGAUGAUACCUCAUACCUCAGUCCCGAAUAACCGGAAACCAGCAAUAAGAAGUCAUAAAUGUGGUGGCCAUCACUGUCCGUCCGUCCCCCCCCCUAAUUCUAUGUCUCACGGUUUUAAUGAAUAUUUUUUGUACAGAAUAGUUUCUAUAUGAAAUUCCUGGAAGGUGAGUCCUGGGAAAUGUCCUGAGACGUCUGAGUCCUGGGAAAUGUCCUGAGACGUC